Molecule: messenger RNA, 653 nt
Organism: Paraphaeosphaeria sporulosa
Lineage: Eukaryota; Fungi; Ascomycota; Dothideomycetes; Pleosporales; Didymosphaeriaceae
Product: glycoside hydrolase
Exons: 2
Coding region: 1-648 (215 amino acids)
Biological process (GO): xylan catabolic process
Molecular function (GO): hydrolase activity, hydrolyzing O-glycosyl compounds
Source: RefSeq, a predicted model, not a curated record
AUGUGUCAAGCUUCUGCAUUCAUCUUUUUAUUGAUACUCCAGAGUUGGCAAGGAGCGGCUGCAGCAUCUCACGCCAUCCAGUCUCCGCGACCACGUGCAAAUUGGUUCAAUUCUUUCUGGACCGAUACCGCGGCAAGUGUAAAGUACAAAAAUCUUCCAGAAGGCGCGUACUCUGUUACCUGGAAUGGCACCGGAAAUUUCGUAGGAGGAAAGGGUUGGAACCCUGGUUCGACUUCCAAGGUCGUGAACUGGACAGGUUCCUUCGAACCGAACGGCUACGCCUACCUGACUGUGUAUGGAUGGACAACCAACCCACUGGUCGAAUACUACAUCGUCGAGAACUAUCACCCGGACCACGAGCCCGCUGCGCCCCCUGAGGGUGAAGUCGUCACCAACUUGACCUCAGAUGGUAGUCUGUACUCUGUGCGGACCAAGAUGCGAGUCGACAAACCAUCAAUCAUAGGAACUGCGACGUUCAGACAGAUAUUCAGCGUGAGACAGGAUAAGAGGAGUGAAGGUGUUGUGACGGUCGGCAAUCAUUUCGCCGCUUGGAAGGAAGCGGGAUUGAAGACGGGGACGCAAAACUACAUGGUAAUGGCCACGGAAGGAAACAAUAGUAGUGGAAAGGCAAGCAUUGAGGUCCACUAAGGUGC